Molecule: messenger RNA, 3292 nt
Organism: Hydractinia symbiolongicarpus
Lineage: Eukaryota; Metazoa; Cnidaria; Hydrozoa; Anthoathecata; Hydractiniidae
Product: zinc finger protein 143-like
Exons: 4
Coding region: 1126-2877 (583 amino acids)
Biological process (GO): regulation of transcription by RNA polymerase II
Cellular component (GO): nucleus
Source: RefSeq, a predicted model, not a curated record
AAUAUGUAAUGGAAACUGGUAAUAUUUUCUCUACUGAUGUCUGAGGAACUAUUUUAUCAGCCUGGUGUAUAAAUAGAAUCAGAUCUGUGAGAAACAGUGAAUGUGCAAUUUCAGUCUCAAAAUCACAAAUUAUAUAUACAAAAUUUGAUUUUGAUUUAGGAAUUUUCAAGCAUUAUAUAUUGAAAAAUCAGACAAAUUUGAUAUUUUAAUGUCAAACCUGAUCCCUUGGGAUACCUAAACAACCAUUUAUUUUGUUUUUUUUUUGGAUUUUUGAAGUUCUCAGGGUUUUCUUUGUGUUGUAGGUUUUAGAGGAGUACUUGUUUUUAAGGAGUUUUUAAGGAGAAUCUAUGAGAAAUCCAUUUUCUUUAUAGUAAAGAGAUCUAAGAUAUAGGAUGAAGUAGCAGGAGAUACUUGGGUAUUCUAAAAUAUACAUUUUUAGCUUUUUACACUGGGAUAAAGUGUUAACCAAUAAAUCUUCUAUAGGACCAGGAUAUAUAUGCAGUAUCAAAGACAAUGAUGUGAAAAUUAAUAUAUAUAAUACAAAAAAACUGGUAAAAACAUUGGAAGAUUUUGUACAACAAAUCUGCCAUGCUACAUAUCUCUGUGGUAUUAUUGGUAGUGGUGGUCAAUUUUUUCACCUUCAAAACUCCAAUUAACUAUGCCAACAACAUUUUAAUGGGUCAGUUCUGUUGUAAGAUCACUCAAAAAUACAGGUAUAAGGUGUUUUUUCUGGCACCAGAGCCUUUAGGAGAUUCAAGAGAUAUAGAAAUACAUAUGUCUAAAAAAAUCAUUGUAAUUUAGAGAAUUUAAAUCCAAACUUAAUCAAAGUAAAAAACACGUCAUUGGAAAGAAAGCAAAAAAAUUGUUUUUUAAUUUAUUUGCAGUAAUCAGUAAUUCAAUUUAUUUGCAAUAAACAAAUAAUAAUCACCUUAUUUCCUUAUAAAACCAGCAAAUAAUAUCUCUUGUCUAACUGCACAAGGCAAAUGCAAUAUCAACACUAACUUAUUUGAGAUCACAUGUCCAAUCAUAGCAUUUGAUUUUUAUUAGGCAACAAGAAAAUUAUGAAUACACACCAAAUGCUGCUAUUGUUCACUUUGGCCGUCUAUGUUUUGAGUUGAAGAAUAAAUGGAGACUACAGAGGCAUCAUCCAGUGGAACUUCCGAGAAGCCUUUUGCAUGUAAUAUUGAUGGAUGCAAUCGUGCUUACAAGACUAAAGGAAAUUUAAAAACACAUCAAAAAAUCCAUUCUGGUCAAUUUAGCUUUUAUUGUGAUUAUGAGGGCUGCGAUAAAGGUUUUGUUUCAGCUUAUAGUUUCAAGGUGCAUUACAGGCAUCAUACAGGCGAAAGACCUUAUUCUUGUGACUCAGAUGGUUGCGAAAAAACUUUCAACACAUUAUAUCGGCUUCGUGCUCAUCAACGUCUACAUAAAGGAAACUUGUUUGACUGCUACUUUGAAAACUGUGAAAAAGGAUUUACAACACGGAGUGAUUUAACAAAGCAUAUUCGCAUUCACACGCAGGAGAGACCUUUCCAAUGCACUGAAGGAGAUUGUAAGCAAACCUUCCUUGCUUCUCACCAUUUAAAAGCUCAUUUAAGGAGACAUUCUGGGGAUAAACCAUUUGCCUGCAAUGAAUCUGGUUGUGAAAGAGCAUUUUCUUCUAAAUAUGGUUUGAAAGUGCAUAUUAAAAGACAUAAAAGUACAGGGGACCUCAGUUGUCCUGAAUAUGGCUGUACAAAAACCUUUGUUUCAAAAUCAAGUUUGUCAGAUCAUUUAAAGAAGCACUCAAUCAGCACAAGCAAUCUUUUCACAUCACAUGGCUCUUACACAUCUCCAAGUCAAUAUGAUAAUAUUCACAUAUCAAAAAACGUAAAUACAAAUACAUUGGAUUUAAAUAUUUUACAAUCUGGAGACAACACUCUGUCCAGUCAUUCAGAUAAUUUCCAAAAUAAUAAUAGCCAAGCUUUGGAACAUGAAGAUGACAAUAUGGAUUAUGAUAGCGAUUCAAGAUCUUCAAUAUAUUCUCCUACCCACACACAUUUUCAACCUAAAUUUACUCAGACACAAUUUAAUUAUGUGUCUUCGACAGACUCAACUAAUGUAUCGGAAACAGUUUCAACAUCCAACCCAUCUGAUAUUGUGAGCUUACUCAAUCAGUCUUAUUUCACUAUUGAUGACAGUGAGGCUGCUUUAAAGUUGCUGUCUUUUUUAGCAACAAGAGGAAACUUGCAUAUUUUAAAUGAACACGGCAGUGAUUCUAGUUUUAACAAUGACCUGGAAACAUCAAAGGAAAUUGAAAAAACACAAAAUGGUAGUGAUGAAAAGCGUUUAGAAGCAAAUAUUCAUCCAUCAACCUUUGUUGAAUCCUGUAUACUGAAUGCAAUAAACACAGAUAAGACUGGCAAUAUUGUUGCAAAUUCAACAAAUGACUUCAAAUCAAGCAUGCGGUUAGAUUCUGUUAUAAAGUGCCCAACGAAUUGUCAAACCAAGAAUAUAGUUAGUAAUUUGAUUCAUGGAAGCACAACUAAAUCAGUCAGUGCAAGUCAAGAAAACAUUCAGCACUCUUCACAUCAACCUCCUGUGCAAAAUGGUAGCACAAAGUGUUGUCAAAAGCCAUCAGAUAAAUGGAUUGAAAACAACAAACCCAUACUAAACCAUAAAAGCUUAUUUCUUGCUUCAGAAUUACCAGAUAAUCCUGUUUCUGAAACAAUGGUUGAAACAACUGUAGGUAGCCAUUAUAACUUGGAUAAGCAAGACAAACAUCAGAAGGUUUUUACAUGUAACUGUUGUAACUGUGAAAAUUGUACCUGCAAAACGAAACCAGAGAGUCCCAUGGUUGUGAAUAUUAUCACACCUAAUGUUUUGAAUGCACCACUUUAGCGUGGACUCCUUAUGGACUGUUUCUAUUGCAAUCAUAUUUUUUGUUAAUAUACAGGUUUUAUUAUACCUAAAAAUUUUAUUAUAAAACCUAACAAAUUAUCUCUAUGACAGAAACAAUUGUUUUUUUAAAUCCAAGUGUUGAUGUUGUUGGUAGUGGUGGUGUUGUGUGUCUGUUUUAAUAUUAUUGUGCAAACUGCUACUUUUUGCCUAACAUUGAACUUUUUGUUUUUUUUAAUUUUUAUGCAUAUAUACUAUGCAUAUAAUAACAGUAUUUUUUGCCUAAUUUUUCAACACUUUCCAAUAUAAACACUCUUUCAGUUACACAAAUAUUAAGGAGGAAAUAAACAUAUAUUUUUAGAAUAACUUUUGGCUUCAGUAAUUUUAAGUAAAAAAAACUUGCAUUGAAUGCUUAUCA